AAAACAAUUCGAGAAGCACGUUUUGAUAUGACAUUAACAUAACCUUUAAUGUGAUCGCGUAAAAUUGGUUAAUGACAAAAAUUGUUUGUUAUUUAUAUACGUAAUUUAUUACAUUUAUCUUAAAAUAAAUUUACACUUAAAAAUGAUAGGAUCACGGUUUGAAAAUAGCGAUAUAUCUGCCAAAAAUCUACACGAUGAAGAUGAAAGCGCAUCCGAAAUAGAAGAGAACAGUGAAUCUGAAGCUGAAAACUUAAGUGAAGAUGAUGGUAAUGCAGAGAAAAAACGCUCAAAAAAUGAGGGUUGGGCUGACUCUAUGGCAAAAAUAUUAAAGUCAAAUAAACCAAAAGGAAAAAGUACAAUAGUAUUAGCUAAAGCUAAAAAAAUCUGUGAAGUUAUACCGAAAGCAACUGUUGACUAUAAUUUCGAAAUCGUAAAUGAAAUUAAAGAAGAGAAACCAGAUAUCAAAGGUUUACAUAAAAUUGAAAACAAAGACCAAAAAAAGAAGAAAAAGGAUAUUAUUCAAUUUAGGAUAAAACCAUCAAUAUUGGACAAAGAUAGAGAAAGAACUUUAUCCAAAAUUGCAACAAGAGGUGUAGUUCAAUUAUUUAACGCAGUGAGGACACAGCAAAGGGAUAUUAGUAACAAAUUAAAAGAAGCAGGACCUUUAGAAAGAAAGCAAGAUAAAGUGUUAAAAAAUAUAGAUAAAAGGGCAUUUCUUGAUGUACUUAUGGGUGGAAAAAGAUCAAUAUCUCAGCAAGUAGAUGGACCAGUUAAAACAGAAAAGCAAAUUGACUCCAAAUGGAAUGUCCUGAGGGACGAUUUCAUGUUAGAAUCUAAAUUAAAAGACUGGGAUAAGGAAGAUGAUUCUGAAGAAAAUGAUGAAACCAUAUAAUUGUUGAAAAAUAUUUUUGUAUCACAUAAUUAACAUUUACAUUUUAAAAUUGGCAUUUUUUUAUUCCAAUACAUAAAAAUAAGUCCUAUAAUCAAAAAGAUAUUGCUCAGACACUUUGAAUACAAA
This is a messenger RNA of Ctenocephalides felis (cat flea), 1018 nucleotides long. Its product is annotated as RRP15-like protein. Gene Ontology annotation, biological process: maturation of 5.8S rRNA; maturation of LSU-rRNA. Lineage: Eukaryota; Metazoa; Arthropoda; Insecta; Siphonaptera; Pulicidae. The record is from RefSeq and is a predicted model, not a curated record. The transcript is spliced from 5 exons. Gene Ontology annotation, cellular component: preribosome, large subunit precursor. Bases 143 to 892 code for a protein of 249 amino acids.